AUGACUACUAAUGUCGGAGUUAUUAGCUUGAGCCAUUUUAAAAAUGUGGUAUAUUAUGGAGAAGUUUGUGUUGGCACUCCACCACAAUACUUUAACGUAGUGUUCGAUACCGGGAGUUCAAAUGUUUGGAUUCCGUCAACGUUGUGGCCUGUAACCACGUAUCCUCACCAAACGUUUAAUGCCAAGGCAUCAAAGACCUACCGUCAAGAUAAAGACGGAAAAAGAUAUGAUCUUGCAUAUACACGGGGUUCACUGAGAGGUGACUUAUCCCAAGAUACCCUAAUCCUCGGAGGGAUUAUCCUUGAGGCGCAGGAUUUCCUUGUUGGUUUUGAACCAGAUGAAGACCUUAAACUGGUCAAAUUUGAUGGGAUUGUUGGCCUGGGGUUGCCCUCUCUGGGGAUCGCUGGAACUCAAACCGUCUUGAAGAAUCUGGUGGACAGAAAUUUAAUAAGCAAAGGAAUUUUCUCGAUAUGGAUGAAGGGAGAUGAAGAUGGACAUGUAGACGAAGUUCAAGACGCUGGUGAAAUAAUUUUUGGUGGAUUCAACACCAAACACUUCCGUGGCGAACAUGUAUAUGUUCCUGUGUGGGGGAACGGCUUUUGGAACAUUUCCAUGAGUCGGAUUUCUGUUAAAGGAAAAGAUAUCAAAGUCUGUAUACCACAAUGCUUUGCAAAGGUGGACUCUGGUACGACGGACAUAUAUGGUCCAAAGGAUAAAAUCAAGAAGAUCUAUGAAGAAUUUGGUGCAACAAAAAACGAAAUCGCAUGCUCCAAAGUUAAAAAGUUGCCGGUGAUCUCCUUCCUAAUUGGAGGAAAGAGUAUAUCCAUAAAGAAUUACGCAUACGAAUACAAAGAUAGUCGCGGUGCAACACGAUGCAAACUUCGUUUGGUGGUGAGUGACGAUGACACAUGGGUUUUGGGUAUGGCGUUCAUGCAAGCUACCCAUACGGUUUUUGAUUUUCAAGAUUUCGAGAGACCAAAGAUCGGUUUUGCUUUGUCAAAAAAAAAAAAGAUCGGUUUUGCUAAAGCAGCAAGGGCGGAGACUAACGAAGAAGUAAAAACACUAUAA
Messenger RNA from Eruca vesicaria subsp. sativa (arugula), 1068 nucleotides. NCBI's taxonomy places the organism in Eukaryota, Viridiplantae, Streptophyta, Magnoliopsida, Brassicales, Brassicaceae. The record is from the annotation of a GenBank genome assembly.